AUGGCCGAUCCACCCACAGCGAAUUCCAAUCUCACAACCUCUCUCUACCACACCGAUCUCGGCCUCGCUGUCCUCACCUGGUCUCGCACCUUCAUCUACCACAACCUAACCAUCGACCUCCACAUAAACCACAACAACAACCACAACGAAACCAACAUUGCAUCCUUUAGCCUCCAUCUAAACCCCUGGCUCUUCUGGAAGAAACAAGGAUCCAAAACAUUCCAUCUCAACAACAACAACAAAACCCCUUCUACCACAACAAUUGAAUUCCACUGGGAUUUCACCAGAGCUAAAUUCCUUUCCGGCCCUGAACCCCACACCGGAUUCUUCAUUGCAGUCACCUUCAAUGGAGAAAUGCUAUUGCUCAUCGGCGAUUCUGACAACACUGCAUACUCCAGGACUAAAUCCCGCAAGCCUGCAAAGAACUCGUCACUGCUGAUGCGAAGAGAGCACGUGUUCGGCAACAAGGCCUACUCCACGAGGGCGAUGAUCGGCGGCAAGAUCUGCGAUAUCUUGAUUGAAUGUGGCGGUGGGGGUGGGCCACGUCACGAGCCGAGGCUGUCUAUCAGCAUCGAUGGGAAGAGGGUUUUGCAGGUGAAGCGGCUGAAGUGGAAAUUUCGUGGGAAUGAGAAAUUGGAGUAUGAUGGAGUUCCGGUGCAGGUGUGGUGGGAUGUUUAUAACUGGGUGUUUGAGGAUGCGGUGGAUGGGCAUGCGGUGUUUAUGUUUAGAUUUGAGAAGGAGUUUGGAGGGGAGGAGGAUUGUGAUAGGAAGGGAUCGGGAUCGUGGCAGGCGAUUGGGAUGGGAUUGAAUGGGUUGGAGAAGGAGAAGAUGAAGAUGAAGAGGAAGAAGAGUUUGUUGAAGACGAUGAGUUCGUCGUCUUCAUCGUCGUCGGCGUCGUCGGGGUGUAGCUCGUCUGUGAUGGAAUGGGCGAGUAUGGAGGAGAGUGAGAUGCAGAGCUCAGGUGGGUUUUCUUUGAUGGUAUAUGCUUGGAGAAGUUAG
Molecule: messenger RNA, 999 nt
Organism: Magnolia sinica
Lineage: Eukaryota; Viridiplantae; Streptophyta; Magnoliopsida; Magnoliales; Magnoliaceae
Exons: 1
Coding region: 1-999 (332 amino acids)
Source: RefSeq, a predicted model, not a curated record